AUGAUAAUUCCAAUAUUUAUAUUAUAUAUUUGUUCUUAUUUAUCAAACCAACCAACACCCGAGAAUGAACAUUUAACGAAUUUUGAGGUGGCAAAAAUAUUAGAAUUGGAUAAUUAUACUAUUGAAAAUAAUGUUGUUGGACUUAGAGCAAGGACCAACGACCUAUCAAUUUUUACUGCAAAUUAUGCUUCAGCAUUAACUAUACUUAAUUAUAUUAUAAUUAUUUUUUGUGGUAUAAGUAUUCAAAUACGUGUUUAUCGUCAUUGUAAGGGUGUAGAAAUGACUCAAUUACGUAAUAUGAACAAGCAAUUAAGCAUUGUUUUGGGGACACAGGUAUCGAAUAGAGUUGUCGGUCUUAUUGCAGUUCCAAAUAGACUGAACAGGAACUUAAAUUUUUCUAAAUUAUGUAUUCAAAAAUUCGGUGACAGAAAAGGCUUGACAAUACAUUUCUCGUAUGCCACUAUAGUUGAGACCAAAAAUAGAUGUACGAGUACACGCAAAUUUUUAAAUUUCUACAGCCGAUCCCACAGAAAUCGAUAA
Molecule: messenger RNA, 540 nt
Organism: Meloidogyne enterolobii
Lineage: Eukaryota; Metazoa; Nematoda; Chromadorea; Rhabditida; Meloidogynidae
Source: the annotation of a GenBank genome assembly